Molecule: messenger RNA, 1490 nt
Organism: Rhodamnia argentea
Lineage: Eukaryota; Viridiplantae; Streptophyta; Magnoliopsida; Myrtales; Myrtaceae
Product: mogroside IE synthase-like
Exons: 2
Coding region: 44-1438 (464 amino acids)
Molecular function (GO): UDP-glycosyltransferase activity
Source: RefSeq, a predicted model, not a curated record
AAAGAGAGACAGGGUUGGAGAGAUACACAGAAAAGAAAAAAAAAUGUGCAGGCCGCAUGGCAUUCACGUGCUAGUCUUAUCGUAUGCAGUACAAAGCCACAUUAACCCGAUGCUCCAAUUUUCCAGGCGCUUAGCUUCAAAGGGUCUCAAAGUCACAUUCAUAAUCCCCAUCUCCGCCAAGAAGUCACUCAAUUUGGUGAAUUCAAGCUCCAUCGAUGUGGUGUACAUUCCUGAUGGAUCCGAUGACGUCGAAAGGGAGAAACUAAGCUUCGACGACUCUGUCGCACACUUUCGAGUCUCGGUCGUGCAGAGCUUGACUGAUUUUAUCCAGAAACAUCAGUCUCGCGAAGAGAAGCCCGCGAAAGUACUUGUCUACGAUUCCUUCGUGUUUUGGGCUUUGGACAUAGCAAUACAACACGGCAUGCAUGGAGCUCCGUUCUUCACGCAGUCGUGCGUCGUUGGUUGUAUUUAUUACCUGAUUCACCAAGGAACGGUCAAGCUCCCAUUGGAAGCUGCCCACGGACAAGACCAUGUUCUCUCUGAUCCUCCAGUGAUGUCGGUUUUAGGGCCGGACGAUUUUCCUUCGCUUGUUGUUGAUCUCAAUUCGUAUUCCGCCGUGCUCAUGAUCGCUCUCAGCCAAUUCUCCAAUUUUCGGAGAGCCAAGUGGCUCUUGUUCAAUUCUUUUGCUGAGCUCGAGGAGGAGAUCGUGAAAUGGAUGCGGAAUCAAUGGUCGAUUAUGAUCAUAGGACCAACGAUCCCGUCUGUUUACUUGGACAAGAGACUCGAAGAUGACAAAGAUUACGGACUCAGCCUCUUCGAACCCGAAGCAGAAGCUUGCCUCAAAUGGUUGGACUCGAAGCCGCCAAAAUCCGUUCUUUACGUAUCAUUCGGAAGCUUGGCCUCUCUCGGAGAAGAUCAAAUGGGAGAAUUAGCCAACGGACUCAAGAGAAUGAAGAGCAACUUUCUAUGGGUGGUGAGAGAAUCGGAGGAGAAGAAGCUCCCUUGCGAUUUCCUGCAAGAAGUGGGGAUCGAUGAUAAGGGCUUGGUGGUGAAGUGGUGCAAUCAACUCCAAGUGCUGAGCCACGGCUCAGUCGGUUGCUUCAUGACCCACUGCGGCUGGAACUCGACGCUCGAAGCGCUGAGCUUGGGUGUUCCCAUGGUGGCGAUGCCUCAGUGGACAGACCAGCCGACCAAUGCCACGUUCAUCGUUGAGGUGUGGAAGGUCGGCCUUAGGGUUAGGGCUAACGAGCACAGGGUCGUGGCCGGAGAAGAUAUCGCAAGUUGCGUGAACGAUAUCAUGGAAGGAGAGAGGGGGGAAGAGAUCAGGAAGAACUCGCUGAGGUGGAAAGAGAUGGCUAGAGAAGCAGUAGAUGAAGGAGGUAGUUCCGAUAUGGGCAUCCAAGAAUUUGUGAUAAACAUGGCUAAUUUGUGCACAUGAUGCAUAUUCACUUAAUCAUAUGCAAAAGAAAUAAGAUACGCAUCAAUUACGG